Cinclus cinclus is the source of this 3498-nucleotide messenger RNA. RefSeq names its product spectrin beta chain, non-erythrocytic 4-like. NCBI's taxonomy places the organism in Eukaryota, Metazoa, Chordata, Aves, Passeriformes, Cinclidae. The transcript has 17 exons. Gene Ontology annotation, cellular component: cortical actin cytoskeleton; cell junction; plasma membrane. Gene Ontology annotation, biological process: actin cytoskeleton organization. The record is from RefSeq and is a predicted model, not a curated record. Gene Ontology annotation, molecular function: actin filament binding. Bases 1 to 3498 code for a protein of 1165 amino acids.
AUGAAUUUUGGGGAAGGUGAGGAGCUGGUUCAGGCCAAGCCGGAGCUGAGCGGGGCCGUGCGGCGGCAGCUGGAGGAACUCAGGAGAUGUUGGCUGGAGCUGGAGACCACGAGCCAGGCCCGGAGCCGGCGUUUGGCCGAGGCCGCGGCCGCCGAGCGCCUGGCGCGGAGCUACGCCGACAUGGAGGCGCGGCUGGGCCGGCUGGAGGAGCAGCUGGAGACCGUGGGCAGUGGGGCCGACCUCCGCAGCGUCAGCCGCCAGCUCAAGAGGCUGCAGACGAUGGAGUCGCAGGUGGAGGAGUGGUACAAGGAGGUGGGCGAGCUGCAGGCGCAGGCGGCGGCGCUGCCGGCACAAGCGGCCGGGAGGGACGUGGUGGGUGAGCGGCAGAGCGCGGUGGGGACGCGCAUCGUGCGCCUCAUCGAGCCCCUCAAGGAGCGCCGGAGGAUCCUGCUGGCCUCCAAAGAGGUCCAUCAGGUCAGCCAUGAGCUGGAGGACGAGGUGAUGUGGGUCCAGGACCGCUUGCCCUUGGCCAAGCUGAAGGACCACGGCACCAACCUCCAGACGGUCCAACAGUUCAUCAAGAAGAACCAGAACCUGCGCCGGGAGAUCCAGGUGCACCGGCCCCGCGUGGAUGAGGUGCUGGAACGCGCCGCUGCCGUCGCCACCAUCAAGAGCCCGGAGGCCGAGGGCGUGCGGUGCCUCCUGGAGCGCUUGGGGACGAUGUGGGCGGAGCUGCAGGAGCAGACGGAGCGCCGGCAGCAGAGCCUGGAUGCCACCUACCAGCUGGAGCAGUACUACUUCGACGUGGCCGAGGUGGAGUCGUGGCUGGGAGAACAAGAGCUGCUCCUGAUGAACGAGGAGAAGGGGAAGGACGAACAGAGCACCCUCCAACUCCUCAAGAAACACCUCCUCACCGAACAAACCAUCGAGAACUACGAGGAGACCAUCGCCCAACUCUCCCGCCAGUGCCGCGCCCUCCUCGAGCUCGGCCACCCCCAGAGCGAACAGGUCAGCAGGCGGCAGUCGCAGGUUGACCGGCUGUACGUGUCUCUGAAGGACCUGGUGGAGGAGCGCAAGGUCAAGCUGGAGCAGCAGUACUGGCUCUACCAGCUCAACCGCGAGGUGGACGAGCUGGAGCAUUGGAUCGCCGAGAAGGAAGUGGUGGCCGGCUCGCCCGAGCUCGGGCAGGACUUUGAGCACGUCACGCUGCUGCAGGAGAAGUUCCUGGAGUUUGCCAGCGAGACGGGCAGCGUGGGCCAGGAGCGCAUCGCCGCCGUCAACCAGAUGGUGGACGAGCUCAUCGACUACGGCCACACCGACGCCGCCACCAUCGCCGAGUGGAAGGACGGCGUCAACGAGGCUUGGGCUGACCUCCUGGAACUGAUGGAAACGCGCGCCCAGAUGUUGGCGGCGUCCCACGAGCUGCACAAGUUCUUCAACGACUGCAAGGAGGUCCUGGGGCAGAUCGAGGAGAAGCGGCAGCGCCUGCCCGAGCUGGCAGCGCGGGAGGGCAGGACCUCGGCCGGCGCCUUGCAGAGGGCCUUGGGUGCCUUUGAGCACGACGUGGAGGUGCUGGUGACACAGGUGCGGCAGCUUCAAGAGGGCGCGGCGCAGCUGCGGACGCUCUACGCCGGCGACAACGCCGAGGCCAUCGCCGGGCGCGAGCAGGAGGUGCUGCGGGCCUGGAAGGAGCUGCUGGCGGCGUGCGAGGAGUGCCGGCUGCACGUGGCCAGCGUGGCCGACAAGAUUCGCUUUGUGGGCACCGUCAGGGACCUGCUGGCGUGGAUGGAUGGUGUGCUGCACCAGAUGGGCGCCGGGGAGAAGCCCAGGGACGUGUCCUCGGUGGAGCUGCUGAUGAACGACCACCAAAGCCUCAAGACCGAGAUGGAGGCCCGAGCCAAGAACGUGGCCACCUGCCUGGAGCUGGGCAAGACCCUCAUCCUCAGCAAGAGCCCGGCAGCCGACGAGGUGACCAGAAUCAAAUCCCACAUGGAGAAACUCCUGGCAAAGAAGAAGGAGAUGACAGAGAAGUGGGACAAGCACUGGGAGUGGCUGCAGCAGAUGCGCGAGGUGCACCAGUUUGCGCAGGAGGCCGUGGUGGCCGACGCGUGGUUGACGGCCCAGGAGCCGCUGCUGAAGAGCCAGGAGCUGGGCAGCAGCGUGGACGAGGUGGAGCAGCUGAUCCGGAGGCACGAGGCUUUCCGGAAGGCGGCGGCCGCGUGGGAGGAGAGGUUCAGCUCCCUGCGGCGUCUCACCACGAUUGAGAAGCUCAAGGCUGAGCAGAACAAGCAACCGCCGACGCCGCUCCUGACCCGCAAAUUUUUGGGGGAACCCCCGGGAAAUGCUGACCCUCGCCGGCCGGAACCACGCGUCGCCUACGUCCGGCACGAACUGCGGCCGGAGCGCCUCCAGCCCAAGCUCGACCGUGUCCAGGCACCAACCACCGAUGUAGGACCUGCUGAGCCACCCCCGGCCACCGCCACCAUCACUGAGGCCACCCCCGCCGAGCCCCCGGUGGUUCCCAAGCCUGAGGAGCCUAGCGAGGUCCGGCCGGGGCUGCCGGAGCGGCGCCGCGAGCGCCGGGAGCGCAGGUUGGAGCGGCAGGAGUCCAGCGAGCCGGAGCCGCCACGGCACGAUGGGAAGGGUGGCGGCAGCAAAGCCACCCUGGCCGACAUCGUGGAACAGCUGCAGGAGAAGGAGGCGGGUGGGCCCGUGCCGACUUCGCCCCGUGACCGUGACUCCCCCGCCCGUCUCCCUGCUGGCCCCGAGGCCCUACCAGAGAGGACCCCAAGGCCGGACCGUCCACGAGCACGGGACCGGCCGAAGCCACGGCGCCGGCCACGCCCCAAGGAUUCGGCGCAGGGCCCGGGGGAACCGCGGCGCUCGCGGUCAGCACCGGCGCAGGGCAGCGCGCCCCCGCCACCGCCGCCUCCCGCGCACACGGUGACGCACGAGGGGUUCCUGUUGCGCAAACACGAGCUCGACGGUGCCGGCAAGAAAGCGUCCAACAGAACUGAAUCUCCACAAACAAAAACUACCAAAAUCCACGACUUCACUGAUACAAACAUCCUGAAACCAAAUCACAUCAAAAUUUUGGGGCUCCACCAAAACCCCGGUGGUCACCCCAUGAGCAGGUCCUGGGUGAACCUCUACUGCGUGCUGGCCAAGGGUGACCUGGGCUUCUACAAGGACGCCAAAGGCCCCGCGGCCGGCGCCACGCACGCCGGCGAGCCGCUGCUGAGCCUGCACCGCGCCACCAGCGAGGUGGCCAGCGACUACAAGAAGAAGAAGAAUGUCUUCAAGCUCAAGACCGGCGAUGGGAGCGAGUUCCUGCUGCAGGCCAAGGACGAGGAGGACAUGCAGGGCUGGCUGCGGGCUCUGGCCGCCAGUGCCCAGGAACACGCUGAGCUGGCCCGGUGGCACCAGGGUCUCCUCACCACCUCCUCCACCGAUGAGGGGCUCCCGAGGCGCGACCCCGAACGGCCCCGGCGGAAGUGA